AUGGAGGUUUCGGCCUCCCGCUGCUCCAGGUUCCGCAUCGACUCUCUGCUCUCCCUCAGGCCGGCGGGCGCGCUCCUCUCCCGGGCAGACCCUCCGGAGCUCAGCCCGGUCAGCAGCAGCGGCUGCUCGGCGCCUCCUUCCCCGCAAAGAAAGCCGGUUCCACGGCUGGAGUCUGUGUUGCUGCCCGGUCAUCUGCAGCAGUUCCAGCCCCGCACCGUCAGCUCCUCUUUCCUUAUCCGGGACAUCUUAGGGGACUGCCGGCCAUACUCUGAUCCGGAUCUGGUCGACUCUGACCCGGGACAGGUCUACCCUGACCCGGGACAGCCGGAGCUAGAAGCCGAGCCAUUCCAGUCUGGACCGGAAGAAGAUUAUCAGGACAAAAGUCACAGCAGCUUCUCUUCUGACAGUGAAUCCAGAGGUUUUAUUAAGGAGGCCAAUUAA
Messenger RNA from Perca flavescens (yellow perch), 441 nucleotides. RefSeq names its product BarH-like homeobox 1a (gene barhl1a). The transcript is spliced from 2 exons. The coding region runs from base 1 to 441 and encodes 146 amino acids. Lineage: Eukaryota; Metazoa; Chordata; Actinopteri; Perciformes; Percidae. The record is from RefSeq and is a predicted model, not a curated record.